AUGAGCGAUGCAAGCAGCGCCCACCGCGACCCUAGCGGUCCAGAAUGCAGCCGCUCCACAGCCUCGACUGACAAGCCGCACCCGUCUGAGUUUCUCGAGUUCGUCACUGUCGCUGGUGGCCCAACUCAGCAUCGCUUGGAACCUCUAAGGACGCAGACUGCCAAAGACUUGACCGAGGACCGCAUCAAUGCCACUCGAUCCAACGAUGACCUCUUCCAUGGCCUUUCGGCCGCGAUACCGAGCCUCCGUCGUCUAUCGGUGGAGGCACGAGCGGCUACGAAGGCAGAACAUGCCAUGACUUUCCUGACGGGAUGUCGACUGUAUCCAAAGGCGAUUGCGUGGUCCCUCUUGUUGAGCAUGACCAUAGUGAUGGAAGGCUACGAUUUGACGCUGGUCAAUUCGUUCUUUGCAUUUCCGGUCUUCAGGCGCUCUUACGGCACGCCGCUUCACCCAGAUGCUCCUCCAGGCCAGCAAGACUACCAGAUCUCACCGGCAUGGCAGUCAGGUCUCACCAAUGCAGCCGUCGUCGGCGAGAUCAUCGGUUUGUUUUUCAAUGGCGUUCUCACGGAACGAUUUGGUUACCACAAGACCAUGGUGGGCACGUUGGUCUGGAUGGCUCUCUUCGUCUUCUUGGCUUUCUUCGCGGUCAACAUCAGGAUGCUCCUUGCGGCUCAAAUCCUCUGCGGACUGCCAUGGGGCAUCUUCCAAACCCUCAGCACAACAUACGCCGCGGAAGUCAUGCCAGUAGCCCUUCGAGCGUAUCUGACAUCCAACGUGAACAUGUGUUGGCUGCUGGGCCAGAUAUGUGGCGUCAGCGUCAUUCGAGGUCUUGUGCACAACAACUCAGAAUGGUCCUAUCGCAUCCCCUUCGGCCUGCAAUGGGCCUUUGCCGUCCCAAUCCUGGUCGGCGUAUUCUUCGCGCCAGAGAGCCCGUGGUGGCUCGUGCGACACGAGAGGGUCAACGAGGCGAAGCGCUCCCUCCUGAGACUCACCACCCAAGACUCCGAUCCCGACUUCAAUGCCGACGAGACGGUUGCGAUGAUGCAGCACACGAACGAAGUCGAGAAGUACCUCAACGGCGGCGGCGUCUCGUACUCUGACUGCUUUAAGGGCACCGACCUCCGACGAACCGAAAUCUGCUGCAUGGUAUGGUGCACGCAAGCUCUGUGCGGCUCCACGAUGACGGGCUACGCGGCGUACUUCUACGAACAAGCCGGCUUCAACACGGCCGACAGCUUCAACCUCGCCAUUGGCAUGUACGGCGGCGCCAUCUGUGCGGGCAUCUUAUCCUGGAUCGGGAUGCGCCACAUCGGCCGCCGCACGCUGUACAUUGCCGGCCUGGUCCUGUCGUUGAUCAUCCUCGUGGUGACGGGCAUCGUCGGCACCUUCAAACAAACCCACGGUGUCUCCUGGGCGCUGGGCUCCUUGAUUAUCGUCCUCACGUUCGUGUACGACUUCACCGUCGGGCCCGUCUGCUACGUGCUCGUCGCCGAAAUCCCGUCCUCCCGCCUACGAGUCAAAACCGUCGUCAUUGCCCGGGUCGCCUACAAUGUCAUCAGCAUCAUCACCAACAUCAUCACCCCUCGCAUGCUCAACCCCAGCGCGUGGGACUGGAAGGGCAAAUCGUGCUUCUUUUUCGCCGGCACGACCCUCGUGUGCCUCGUAUGGUGUUGGUUCCGGCUACCCGAGCCGAUGGGCCUGACGUACAUGGAGUUGGACAUUCUGUUCGAGAAGAAGGCAAAGGCGAGAAAGUUCCGCGAGUUCCAGGUCAAUCUGGCGAGCACGGGGUAUUUCAGCCUGAGCACCCAGAACAGGACAGACAGUGUUUGGAGAGGUUAUCAAUGA
Cladophialophora yegresii CBS 114405 is the source of this 1845-nucleotide messenger RNA. RefSeq lists its product as uncharacterized. The record is from RefSeq and is a predicted model, not a curated record. Gene Ontology annotation, cellular component: membrane. Gene Ontology annotation, molecular function: carbohydrate:proton symporter activity. Bases 1 to 1845 code for a protein of 614 amino acids. Lineage: Eukaryota; Fungi; Ascomycota; Eurotiomycetes; Chaetothyriales; Herpotrichiellaceae. Gene Ontology annotation, biological process: transmembrane transport; carbohydrate transport. The transcript is spliced from 2 exons.